UCUUCGACCAACGCCAACGACACCCGUUCACUUCCCACUCACGACCUUUAAGAUGGCUGUCCGAACCCACGGUAUCGCCUCUUCGCGGAGCAAGUCUCGCAAGGCACACUUCCAGGCCCCCUCCAGCGUGCGCCGUGUCAUCCUCAGCGCCCCCGUCUCCAAGGAACUCAAGGAGAAGUACGGAAUCCGCUCCAUUCCCAUCCGCAAGGACGACGAAGUCGUUGUUGCCAGAGGUUCGCAGAAGGGACGUGAGGGAAAGAUCACCAACGUCUACCGUCUCAAAUUCUCCAUCUACGUCGAGAAGAUCGUUCGCGACAAGAGCAACGGCCAGAGCGUUCCCAUUCCUCUCCACCCCUCCAAGGUCGUCAUCACCAAGCUGCACCUCGACAAGGACCGUGAGCAGAUCAUUGAGCGCAUGGCGAAGGGUCGUGAGGCUGUCAAGAGCAAGUCGGCUUAAGGGAUUUCUUACGUGUGGGGUACAGGUUCAUGUUGCAAUGGCGGUUGACGGCGCGGGUUCAUUUGAAGGACUCUUGAGAAACGGAGUUUCCAACCUGCUAUGAUCAGGGCAAAGUUUCUGAAACCAGGUGCAUUGCGAUGAAUGAAAAAUGAACAAAAUUUCCUUUUUCUUCUAUCCGGA
Penicillium egyptiacum is the source of this 637-nucleotide messenger RNA. The record is from the annotation of a GenBank genome assembly. Lineage: Eukaryota; Fungi; Ascomycota; Eurotiomycetes; Eurotiales; Aspergillaceae.